Neolamprologus brichardi is the source of this 2439-nucleotide messenger RNA. The record is from RefSeq and is a predicted model, not a curated record. Lineage: Eukaryota; Metazoa; Chordata; Actinopteri; Cichliformes; Cichlidae.
AUGGGAGUGACAAAAAUGAAAGAUGACUACAAACUGGCGGAAACCGCAGACCACGAGGAAAAGAGGAGCAAGAAGGGCAGAAAAAAUAGGGAUACGGAAGACCUGAAAAAAGAAGUUGACCUGGAUGAUCACAAAAUAAGCGUGGACGAGAUUCACAGAAAAUAUGGAACCGACCUAGUCAUGGUGGACAACUCCUCCCUGACUGGUGAAUCAGAGCCCCAGACUCGUUCUCCAGACUUCUCCAAUGAAAACCCACUGGAAACCAGGAACAUUGCUUUCUUCUCCACCAACUGUGUAGAAGGCACAGCCAGAGGAAUCGUCAUCAACACUGGAGAUAAUACUAUCAUGGGCCGCAUCGCCACCCUGGCUUCCAGUCUUGAAGCUGGAAAAACUCCCAUUGCCAUUGAGAUCGAGCAUUUUAUCCACAUCAUCACUGGAGUGGCCGUGUUCUUGGGUGUUUCUUUCUUCAUCCUCUCCGUCAUCCUUGGAUAUAACUGGCUGGAGGGUAUUAUCUUCCUCAUUGGUAUCAUCGUCGCCAACGUGCCAGAAGGUCUCUUGGCUACUGUCACUGUGUGUCUGACUCUGACUGCUAAGCGUAUGGCCAAGAAGAACUGCCUGGUGAAGAACCUAGAGGCUGUCGAGACUCUGGGCUCCACCUCCACCAUUUGCUCUGACAAGACCGGCACCCUGACCCAGAACAGAAUGACUGUGGCUCACAUGUGGUUUGACAACCAGAUCCAUGAGGCUGACACCACUGAGAACCAGAGCGGUACCUCUUUUGACAGGAGCUCUGCCACCUGGGCUGCUUUGUCCAGAACUGCCGGACUCUGCAACCGCGCCGUCUUCCUGGCUGAACAGAACAAAGUUCCUGUUUUGAAGAGACAUGUCGCUGGUGAUGCAUCAGAAGCUGCCUUGCUGAAGUGUAUCGAGCUGUGCUGUGGCUCUGUUAGUGACAUGAGAGAAAAAUACCCCAAAAUUGCUGAGAUCCCCUUUAAUUCCACAAACAAAUACCAGCUCUCCGUCCAUAAAAACUCCACCCCUGGCGAAACCAAGCAUUUGCUGGUGAUGAAAGGAGCUCCAGAGAGGAUUUUGGACCGCUGCUCCACCAUCGUGAUCCAGGGCAAAGAGCAGCCGCUGGACGCUCAGCUGAAAGAUUCUUUUAAUCGUGCCUAUCUUGAGUUGGGAGGGCUUGGAGAGAGAGUUUUGGGUUUCUGCCACUGUCACCUGCCUGAUGACCAGUUCCCAGAAGGCUUUGCUUUUGAUGCUGAUGAUGUGAACUUCCCCACUGAGAACCUGUGCUUUAUUGGCCUCAUGUCCAUGAUUGACCCUCCUCGUGCUGCUGUGCCCGAUGCUGUUGGUAAAUGCAGGAGUGCUGGAAUCAAGGUCAUCAUGGUCACAGGUGACCAUCCAAUUACAGCCAAGGCUAUUGCUAGAGGUGUGGGUAUCAUCUCAGAAGGCAAUGAGACUGUUGUAGUCAUUGCUGCCCGCUUAAAAAUUCCAGUUUCAGAGGUCAACCCUAGGGAAGCUAAGGCCUGCGUCGUCCAUGGUAGUGAGCUGAAAGAAAUGACCCCAGAGCAGCUUGACGAUGUGCUGAAGCACCACACUGAAAUUGUAUUUGCCAGGACCUCUCCUCAGCAGAAACUGAUCAUCGUGGAAGGAUGCCAGAGACAGGGAGCCAUUGUGGCCGUGACAGGUGAUGGUGUGAACGACUCUCCAGCUCUGAAGAAAGCUGACAUCGGUGUUGCCAUGGGCAUCGCUGGAUCUGAUGUCUCCAAGCAGGCUGCUGACAUGAUCCUGCUGGACGAUAACUUUGCCUCCAUUUUAACUGGAGUGGAAGAAGGCCGUCUGAUCUUUGAUAACUUGAAGAAGUCUAUCGCCUACACUCUGACCAGUAAAAUCCCCGAGAUGUCGCCAUUCCUCUUCUUCGUGCUUUUUGACAUCCCUCUUGCCCUGGGAACUGUCACCAUCCUCUGUAUUGACCUGGGAACUGACAUGAUCGUUGAGUUUACCUGCCACACAGCUUUCUUCACAAGUAUUGUGAUCGUCCAGGUGGCCGAUCUGCUCAUCUGUAAAACCAGGACCAACUCCAUUGUGAAACAAGGAAUGAAGAACUACGUUCUCAUCUUUGGCAUCUUUGAGGAGAUGGCUCUGGCUGCCUUCCUGUCAUACUGCCCAGGCAUGGACAUUGCCAUCAGAAUGUACCCUAUGAAGCCAAUGUGGUGGUUCUGUUCCGUUCCCUACUCCUUCCUCAUCUUCAUCUAUGAUGAAGUCAGAAAAUAUAUCCUCAGACGCACCCCAGGAGGUUGGGUGGAGUUAGAGACAUACUACUGAGCCAACAUGACAUGGGCUUGAAGGAUGUGCGUUUUUCAUUACCAUUUUAUGCAAUCUUACAUUAUUAAUAUAAAUAUAUAUUUAUCAGUGUGUGUCACAAUAAAGAAC